Boleophthalmus pectinirostris (great blue-spotted mudskipper) is the source of this 3041-nucleotide messenger RNA. It is a transcript of the gene fa2h, whose product is annotated as fatty acid 2-hydroxylase. Gene Ontology annotation, cellular component: endoplasmic reticulum; membrane. The coding region runs from base 121 to 1254 and encodes 377 amino acids. Gene Ontology annotation, molecular function: iron ion binding; heme binding; fatty acid 2-hydroxylase activity. The transcript is spliced from 7 exons. Lineage: Eukaryota; Metazoa; Chordata; Actinopteri; Gobiiformes; Gobiidae. Gene Ontology annotation, biological process: lipid biosynthetic process; fatty acid metabolic process. The record is from RefSeq and is a predicted model, not a curated record.
UGCACUGACUGGGUGUGAACUGUGAAGUUGAAGUCACUCUUGUCAGCUCAACCGUCCGGAGGAAACAGUCUCCCCGGGAGUUUGGUUUUAUCCAGGUGGGCACUCAGAACCUCUGCUAGGAUGUCUCCAUCCACGUCCCCGCGCUUUUUCACAGAGAGGGAGGUGGCCCGCCACUGCACCAAGGACUCGUGCUGGGUACUUUUGGGCACCAGGGUGUACGAUGUGACCAACUUCCUGAGGAUGCACCCAGGCGGCGAGGCGCUCAUUCUGCGCCGGUCGGGGAAGGACAUCAGCCGGGAGAUAGAGGGGCCCCCACACCGGCACUCGGAGAACGCCCGGCGCUGGAUGGAGCAGUACUACAUCGGGGAACUGGACAGAAACAGCGGUUCUGAGGAGGCACAGACUUUGAGGGAACGAAGGAACGGCUACAGUCACACAGAGGAAAACUCCAGUCAGAAGCUCAGCGAAGAGGAGGACUCCAUGUACAACCGCUGCAGCCCCGUGGACCUGGACAAUGAUCUGGUGGACUGGAGGAAGCCUUUGGCGUGGCAGGUGGGACAUCUGAGAGAGAAGUAUGAUGCCUGGGUCCAUCAGCCCGUCGAUCGACCAAUCAGACUGUUCGGAAAUUCUUUUCUGGAAGCCGGCACCAAAACCUCCUGGUACUGGGUCCCCAUUGUGUGGAUGCCUCUUGUAAUUUAUCUAAGUUGGUAUUGCUAUGCAACGUUAGCGAAAGGCGUGAGCAGGAUAGAAGUGACUUCAGACUUGUCCAUCCCAGUCCAUAAAUCCAUCUUCCCUGUGCUCUUCUUGUUGGGCUGGUUCCUCUGGUCCUUCAUCGAGUACUGCAUCCACCGCUUUGUCUUUCACAUGAAACCCCCCGCCCAUAACUACUACCUCAUCACCAUACAUUUCCUCCUGCACGGCCAGCACCAUAAGUCUCCCUUCGAUGGCUCCAGGCUGGUCUUUCCCCCAGGACUGGCCUCGUUUGUGGUGGGACUGUUUUACGUUUUUCUGAUGAGUGUGCUUCCAGACAUCAUAGCGAUGUCUGUGUUCGUAGGAGGGCUUUGUGGCUAUGUUGUAUAUGACAUGAUCCACUACUAUCUCCACUAUGGCUCCCCAAAGAAAGGCUCAUACCUGUACAGCCUUAAGGCAUAUCACGUCAAACACCAUUUUGAGCACCAACGAUCAGGUUUUGGAAUCACCACCACAUUUUGGGACCACCCCUUUAAUACACUCAUCCCUGAUGAGAAGUUCUAACCCACAGAAGGCUCCAGGGCCUUCGGACUUAUCAGACCUCCCUUUAGAAACAGCCACACACUGCACUGUCCUGAGCCUCACACAGGGAAACCCUAGGCCUCUGCAGCAGCUCAUCUCUACGUAAUUUCUACAUAAUGCCUUCAAUCCAGCCAACACGUUCUGAUGUCAUGUACUGUGUCAACUAAUCAAGCAACUUCCUGCAGCCAACUAGAGCUUUAUAAUUGGGAAGGUGUCAGCUGAGAAAGAAAAAAAAUAAUAAUAAUAGUAACACAAAACUUUGAAUGUACACACACCUCCCUCAAAACCCUGCUCUGAUUUUAGACAAAGAAAAGUAAGUGAUGGUGGUGGGUGGAUGUGUGAGAGGGAUAAAGGACAAGAGGAGAGAGAAAGAGUUCAGCAUCGAGAAUAACAAAUGAGACCAAAACUGUGUCACCUGAUCAUGUGAACCAACUCAGGAAAUACAACUGUGCACAACUAGUCCCCUGUCCCAUAGCUAUAUCCUGUGAUUAAGCUUUCUACUCUGCUGCUACUCAAUUGUGAACAGGAAACAUGCAGCUUUAAUAUUUGAAAUGCUGAGAAAAGAGAUUUAAUUUAUUAAUUAAAAGCAAACAAGAUUAUUCUGUUAGCGUGCUGAUAAGAUGUCAUUUUGUGUAUAAUAGACCUUAAACCACUGUUGUGAUUCAUUUUUGAAAAUCUGUUGUAACACUUCUAUAGUAACAAAGAUGUAAAAAUGUUUGUAUCGUGCUGUACAGGAGAGACCGUCUUUGGGAUUUGCUUUAUGUUGUCACAAGGGUCAGUGUUUUAUGAAUGGUGGAGUGGAAACUCCAAUACAUCUUCUGGUGUAUUGUCUCGGUUGAAGCGACUAAAGAUGAGGUAUGAAGCCACUGUAUCAGAGCUCCUGUUGUGGGUAUCUCAAGGCCAAAACUACAGCCAAGUGACCAACAUUUUACAAAAGAGAGAGAGAUACUUUAUUCAUUCCACAUGAAAAAAGAAACCGAAGUGAAACUGUAUACUGUGAGAUUUUUGAUAAAUAUGUAAAGUGCAGGUCCUUAGAGAUGCUAGCAGUAUGACGAUUGUUGAACCUUCUGACUGAAAAACAGGAGUCUUUGAAUGCAACUGGCUGAUCCUCAAAAACCCUGAUAACUAAAGCAGAACAAAGCUUUAUACAUACAUAGAUAGCACAACUAGAAAAAUAGGAAAACCUUUACAAAUUAUAUUUUUUCUAACAAUAACAAAUAAAGUGUACAUAAUAUACGAUGUCAAAAAAAUUAUAAUUCACAUCAUUAUGCUUUUCUGCUCUUUCUCGCUGGGGCAAUAACAAUAUCUGCGUAGCUGUGGCAAAACACUGUAACAAAACUUCUUCAGGCCUUUUACAACUGUAGCCACAAAUCGUGUCAUACUCUGUUUAUGGAAACAUAUCAGUAAUAACAAGUGUCAAAUUAAUGUAAUAGACACGAAGAAGCAGCUUUACACACCAAAAAAGCACUGUCACGAAGAACCAAAUAUAGAUUUAUAGUUAUAAUGCACAUAUUCAUGCAAAUAACUGCAUAGAAAAGUUAAAGGAUUCCAGAUGAUGGAUUAAAAUACAAACUAUUUUAUACAAAGUAAUAUUGUUAUUUAUAUGACUUCAAAAUGAACCUGUAUUCUGACCUUUCUCUUUGCAAAAUGAUAAUGCAAUAAUAAUAUUGUCUAAAUCUGUUUACUAUAAUAAUAUCUAUGACUUUUAUUUUUGAAUUUUACAUUUCUAUGCAAAUGCUAAUGUAUUUGUAAAUAAAUGUCUGUGUAUA